AUGAGAUUCUCCAUCUUUUUCUUCGUGCCCUGGGUGGCUGCCAUCACGCUCGAAGUCACCUCGACCGCUUCGGUCGAAUCCGCCGCCUCCACCGUGGCUUACGACAUGAUGACCUUCUACACUGGCAACCAGACCGGCCAAGUCCCCGGCCUCUUACCCGGCUCCUUAAGCUGCGAUCCCAACAAUGACCAGGUCUAUUGUUGGUGGGAAGCAGGUGCUAUGUGGGGGUCUCUGAUCAACUACUGGCAGUACACGGGCGAUACCACCUACAAUACUGUCGUGAGCCAAGCCCUCCAAUUCCAGCGAGGUCCGGACAACAACUACAACCCUCCCAACCAGUCAAAAAGUAUGGGUAUCGAUGAUCAGGUCUUUUGGGCGUUUUCCGCUUUGGAUGCGGUCGAGGCCAAGUUUCCCGAGGCCGGUGGUGACGAUCCUUCAUGGCUGUCUCUGGCGCAGGCUGUGUUCAAUUUCCAAAGAGAUCUCUGGGAUACGGCGACCUGCGGAGGCGGGUUGAGGUGGCAAGUGUUUGCCUUGAACGCUGGCUAUAAUCUGAAAAACACCAUCUCCAAUGGCGGCAACUUUCAGCUUGCGGCGCGGUUGGCGUAUGUCACGGGAAACCAGAGUUAUGGGGACUGGGCCGACAUGGUCUGGAAUUGGAUGGAGGGCAGUCCAUUGCUCCAAAACGAUACCGCUAGUGGCUUGUUCUAUAUCUGGGAUAACACGGACAGCAACAACAACUGCACCACCGUCGCCAAUCUCGUUUGGACCUACAAUUACGGGACCAUGCUCUCGGGCGCCGCGUACAUGUACAACUACACCAACGGCAGCGACAUCUGGCUUGGUCGCGUUAACUCAAUUCUCAACAGCUCAUAUUCGCUGUUCUUUCCGCAGAAAUAUGGAGGUAAUAUCAUGUACGAACUGGAAUGCGAAGAAGCUCAGAACUGCAACCAAGACCAGAAGAGCUUCAAGUCAUACUUGGCAAGAUGGAUGGCUGUUACCAGCAUCAUCGUUCCCAGCACCGCUGAUUCAAUCAAGCCAAAGUUGGCUGCUAGUGCUGCAGCCGCGGCAGCUCAAUGCGAUGGAGGUACCAGUGGGCGCGAAUGUGGCAUGCAGUGGUACAACACGACAUGGGACGGCUCAAAUGGGGUCGGCCAAGAGAUGGCUGCGUUGUCCGUGAUCGGCUCGACUUUGAUCGAUAGUAGUAUGGCCCCUCUCACUCUGAGAACCGGCGCGACGUCGAAGAGUGACCCGACUGCCGGCUCGACCGCCUCUAAGAACCCUCUGGACGAUUUAUCGGCCAUCACCACCAAAGACAUAGCUGGAGCUGCCAUCUUGACUAUUAUAGUGGCAGCAAUUUUCGUCGGUACUGCCGUGUGGAUCGUGUUAUGA
Capronia epimyces CBS 606.96 is the source of this 1389-nucleotide messenger RNA. RefSeq lists its product as uncharacterized. Gene Ontology annotation, biological process: fungal-type cell wall biogenesis; carbohydrate catabolic process. The transcript is spliced from 2 exons. The record is from RefSeq and is a predicted model, not a curated record. NCBI's taxonomy places the organism in Eukaryota, Fungi, Ascomycota, Eurotiomycetes, Chaetothyriales, Herpotrichiellaceae. Gene Ontology annotation, molecular function: mannan endo-1,6-alpha-mannosidase activity. The coding region runs from base 1 to 1389 and encodes 462 amino acids.